UUUUUUUUCUCCAUUUUUAAAGGUUCUCAGGAUGUCCUGCCAUGUCUAUUUAAUCAAAACAAAUUGUGUUUGUAGAAUCUUAAAGUGGGAAAUGAGGGUUUUGAGACUACUCUUUGUUUUCUCUGUGAAAUGCUUUUUCUCACUUGCUAUGAAUCAUUGUCUUAUAACUCUCUCCACUGCUACUACUGCUGCUGCUAGCUUCGAUGGAAAUAAGACGGAUCAUCUUGCCUUGUUAGCUUUCAGGGCAAUGAUUACAGAUGACCCUCAAAGUGCUUUAAGAUCGUGGAAUGAUUCCAUACAUUUCUGCAACUGGGAAGGUGUCACAUGUGGUCUUAAGCACAGAAGAGUUACCAUUCUAGACCUUCAAUCCAGAGGCUUGGUAGGUUCUCUGUCUCCUUAUAUAGGAAACAUGAGUUUCCUUAGAGAGCUCAGACUACAAAACAACUCCCUGCGAGGUGAAAUCUCACCUGAAAUUGGCCGAUUGUUUAGGCUACAAUUUUUACAUCUGGGCAACAACUCCUUCGAAGGGGAAAUACCAUCCAAUUUGUCCUACUGCUCAAACCUUGAGAUCCUUCGGGUAUCAUACAACAAACUAGUAGGAAAUAUUCCAGUGGAGCUUGGCACUUUGUCCAAGCUCAGGAGAUUCUCCAUUCAGGAUAAUUGUUUGAGUGGAAGUAUACCACCUUCCAUGGGGAACCUUACCUCACUGGAAGCCUUAUCUGCCCGUGAAAAUUUCUUCAGUAGAACUAUUCCAGAAUCUCUAGGGCAACUCAAGUCCUUGUCAAUGCUUGCAGUUGCUACGAAUAAACUCUCAGGUAUCAUUCCUCCAGCCAUUUAUAAUAUUUCAUCCAUCAAUGUGAUCUCUGUGAAUGAAAAUCAAUUUCAUGGAACUCUUCCAUCAGAUAUUGGCUUCCUCUUGCCUCAUCUUCAACACUUUCAAAUAUGGGGAAACCACUUUAGUGGAUCGAUUCCUGCAUCAUUAUCCAAUGCCUCAGAACUUGAAUACAUAGACUUACAAAGAAAUGAUUUCACUGGAAAAGUUGCUGUUCAUUUUGGAGCCUUAAGGGGACUUUUUUAUUUAUCUCUGUAUGGAAACCGUCUUGACAGCAAGGGAGGUGAUGAUUUGGAUUUUAUCACUUCUUUGCUAAACUGCAGCAAUUUGGCCAUGCUUGACAUAUCCCAAAAUCGAUUUGAGGGAGUGUUGCCCAAUUCUGUGGCCAAUCUAUCUUCAUCACUGCAACGGCUAUCAAUUGGGAAAAAUCGAAUAUAUGGAGGCAUCCCUCCAUGGUUCUCAACUCUUGAUAGGUUAUCGGUGAUGGAUAUAGAAGAGACUCAAAUCACAGGCACUAUUCCCAUGGAAUUUGGUAAGCUUCAAAAACUGCAACAAAUUUUUCUUGGGCACAAUAGACUAUCCGGAAAGAUUCCUUCAUCCUUGGGAAACUUAUCGUCAUUGACCCUACUUCAUUUGCAAGGUAACAAACUGCAAGGUACCAUUCCUUCUAGCCUUGGAAAUUGCCAAAACUUGCUGUUCAUCGACCUUUCUCAAAACAAUCUCAAUGGCUCCAUAUCCAACCAACUUUUUGCCAUCCCUAAUAUGCUAGUUUCAAUAGAUUUUUCUCAAAAUCAUUUGGUUGGAUCUCUUCCUUCUCAAAUUGGAAAUUUACUUCAUUUAAAUAAAUUGGUUAUUUUCCAAAACAACUUGUCUGGCAGUAUUCCGUAUGACCUUGGAAAGUGUAAUAGCCUUGAAUAUCUUGUCAUGGAUGAUAACAAUUUUCAAGGUACCAUACCCACAUCAUUUGAAUCCUUAAAAGGUCUUAGACGUUUAGAUUUGUCUGCAAAUAAUUUAUCUGGCAAAAUUCCAGAGUACUUUGUGAACUUUAAGUUAGAAUAUCUGAAUUUGUCUUUCAAUAAUUUGGAGGGUGAGGUUCCUAGCAAAGGUGUUUUUGUAAAUGCAAGUGCAAUAUCAAUUGAAGGUAACAAUAGGCUUUGUGGGGAUAUGCCAGAACUCAAACUGCCAAGAUGCAUCAGUCAUGUAUCAAAGCGAAGCAAGUUACAUCUUGUUAAUAUAAUUGCAAUAGUAAUGUCAUGUGUUUUGGUUGUGACCAUCAUUUCAGCCUUCUUGUAUUACUGGCUCAGACAUAAGAAAAAAGAGGAAUCUCCUAGUUCCUCCCUAGAAAAGUCAUUGCAGCAAUUUUCAUAUGGAAGGAUUUUCAAGGCUACUAAUGGGUUCUCUUUGGACAAUUUGAUUGGUGUGGGAAGCUUUGGCUCUGUCUACAAAGGCACUCUUGAUGAGGAAGGAGCAAUUCUUGCAAUAAAAGUACUCAACCUUCAACAACCAGGGGCUUCAAAGAGUUUUAUGGCCGAGUGUGAAGCCUUAAAAAAUGUUCGUCAUCGAAAUCUUUUGAAGAUCAUAUCUUCUUGUUCAAGUAUUGAUUUUCAAGGAAAUGAAUUUAAGGCACUUAUUUAUGAAUACAUGCCAAAUGGGAACCUAGAGAAGUGGUUGCAUCUAACUUCAAAAAUAGAUGUUAUGCCAAUUGAUGACCAUUACAGUCUAAGCCUUCUCCAAAGAAUAGACAUUGCCAUAGAUGUUGCCAAUGCACUAGAUUAUCUCCACUACCAUUGCCAUAAACCGAUUAUUCAUUGUGAUCUAAAGCCAAGCAAUAUUCUUCUUGAUGAAGACAUGGUUGCACAUGUUGGAGAUUUUGGAUUAGCAAAGUUUCUCCAUCAACCACUUGAGAGUAGCUCACUGGGAGUGAGAGGAACAAUCGGCUAUACAGCUCCAGAAUAUGGUCUAGGAACUGAGGUGUCAACAAGCGGAGAUGUCUAUAGUUAUGGGAUUUUAUUGCUGGAAAUGAUGACAAGAAAGAAACCCGCCAAUGAUAAUUUUGGGGAAGGUCAUAACCUUCAUAACUUUUGCAAAAUGGCAUUUCCUGAUCAAGUGUUAGAGAUUGUGGACCCAAUUCUUCCACAAGACGAUGAAGCUAGAGCAAAGAAUAAGCAAGGUUCCACCCAAUUAGCAAGAUUUGAUAACAGAAGUGAAUGUCUAAUUUCCAUGAUCAAGAUUGGAAUAGCAUGCUCCAUGGAAGCUCCUCAAGAUAGAAUGGGCAUAAGUGAUGCACUCAACAAGUUACAUUCAAUCAGAAAGAAUUACAUGCAAACUACUACAUAACGAAGCUCUUCAUGCAUCGAAGUGCCUCAAGUUUCACAACCUUUGCAAGUGGGACGACAAAAGCUUGCUUUAUGCUGUAACUCCAAAAGUAUAUAUAUAUAUAUAACUUGUAAUUAUGGCUUUUGUAAAUUAGAAUUAAAAUUGAAAAAUAAACUCUUCU
Molecule: messenger RNA, 3329 nt
Organism: Hevea brasiliensis (rubber tree)
Lineage: Eukaryota; Viridiplantae; Streptophyta; Magnoliopsida; Malpighiales; Euphorbiaceae
Product: probable LRR receptor-like serine/threonine-protein kinase At3g47570
Exons: 3
Coding region: 32-3169 (1045 amino acids)
Biological process (GO): protein phosphorylation
Molecular function (GO): protein kinase activity; ATP binding; receptor serine/threonine kinase binding
Source: RefSeq, a predicted model, not a curated record